Fusarium redolens is the source of this 1079-nucleotide messenger RNA. Its product is annotated as peroxisomal biogenesis factor 11. Gene Ontology annotation, biological process: peroxisome fission; regulation of peroxisome size. Lineage: Eukaryota; Fungi; Ascomycota; Sordariomycetes; Hypocreales; Nectriaceae. The coding region runs from base 180 to 1052 and encodes 290 amino acids. Gene Ontology annotation, cellular component: peroxisomal membrane. The record is from RefSeq and is a predicted model, not a curated record. The transcript has 2 exons.
CUUACAUUGAACUACUGGCUGGGCCCAUCAACACCGCCUAUUCAACAUCGACCUAACCACCAGGGGUCAAUGAUUUGUAAUUUUCUGUUCAUUUACCUUAGACGUAUAUAAAGCUCUGGCAUAAACUUCGAGUCCUUUUAACUCGCAUUGUGCACUUCUGUUCUGUCAGAAAAUCAGAUAUGGUGGGAACAUAUGAGCAUUUUGUUGCCUUUGGCACUGAUCUUGUCGGCAUCGAGCGAAUCCUCCGUGGUUUUCAAGCGAUAUGCUCUCUCUUAGUCUGGUACCCGGCUCUAUUCGCCCUUGUCCAGCCUAAAGUCUCAUCAACAUUGUCUCUCCGCGCUUUAGGCAGCCAAAUCAACGUCUCCCGACGCUUCAUUCGCUUCUUCCGCUUCUUGGAUACUUUCCGCGCAGGAUGGCUCAUUUACGUUGCUCAAGGCGACAAGAGCCUUGAUAUCUGGCUUGAUAUCAUUAGCAAGACUUGCUUCGGCAUGUUCGGCAUGAUGGAGACUCUGACUCUGCUUGAUCUCUGUGGCAUCGAUAACCUCCGUGUCUUCAGUCCUGAGAAGUUCCAGGAAAUUGAUUACCAAUCACAACUUUUUUGGUUCGCUGGAUUGUAUACUUCUGUUCUUGUCACGGUUAUCAGACUGUAUCGUCUGGUGGCUGCCACUCCUGCCUCUGUCAAACGCGAGACUGUUAGCAUUAGCUCUACUGAGAAGCCAGCCGAGCUUAUCACUACAGAGAAGGAGACUGCCGUUCUCUCUGAAAAGAUGACCAAGGAUGAUCUCGAUAAGGAGCGUGAGCGUCUCAAGAGCAUCGUCAAUAAACGCAAGACCGAGAGACGUGCUUGGAUGAAGAAGUUUAAGAGUGAGGGUUACGUUCUCCUCCGCGCUCUUGUUUCUGAUCUCCUCGAUAUGCUUCUUCCUACCACUACGGUUGGCUGGGUCAAGCUCGAGCCUGGCCUGGUUAGUUUGGCUAUGUUCUUCACCACCUUUACCACAGGUCAAGCUGUAUGGGAGAGGGUUGGACAGAAUCUUCAAAGACAGAAGCAGUAGGGAGGACAAAGAGGUGCACAUCAUUGU